Williopsis jadinii is the source of this 1634-nucleotide messenger RNA. It is a transcript of the gene POB3, whose product is annotated as FACT complex subunit POB3. The transcript has a single exon. The record is from RefSeq and is a predicted model, not a curated record. Gene Ontology annotation, molecular function: nucleosome binding; DNA binding; histone binding. Lineage: Eukaryota; Fungi; Ascomycota; Saccharomycetes; Phaffomycetales; Wickerhamomycetaceae. Bases 63 to 1634 code for a protein of 523 amino acids. Gene Ontology annotation, cellular component: nucleus; FACT complex.
GUUUACUUCAUCUUCAAAACCAGAACGUAGUGCAGCAUUGGAACAUCGAAGUAGACGGGAAAAUGGCUGGUUUGGACUUUGAGAGGAUCUACUUGAACAGCUCUCGAGCACAUGGACGUUUCCGUCUGGCCGAUAAAGGUGUUGGUUGGAAGGCCGUGGCCACGGGAGGCUCCUCCACGACAGCUCCCUUUCUGUUAGGGGUUGAUGAAAUGAGCAGUGCGAUGUGGUCCAGGGGGUCACGAGGCUGGGAAUUACGCAUCCAGACGAAGGAUAAAGGUGUUGUUAGACUGGAUGGUUUCGACCAGCAAGAUUUCCAGCAGUUGAAGAAUGAAUUCCAGAGAGAUUUCAACAUCCAGUUGGACCACAGAGAACACUCUCUAAGGGGUUGGAAUUGGGGAGACUUGGACUUGACGAGAAACGAGGUUGUGUUCCAAGUACAGGGUAAACCUGCUUUUGAAAUCCCUUAUUCUAUGAUAAACAACUCCAACCUGGCUGGUAAGCAUGAAGUAGCGGUGGAUAUGAGCACAGAGCAGAAUAGCACACAGGCUGGUGACGAGCUAGUUGAGAUGAGAUUCUACAUUCCAGGUGUUGUGGAGAACGAUGAACAGGACUCAACAACUCCCGAGGGGGAGGCAGCCAAAGAGGAGAUAAGCAAGGCAACUGCAUUCUACGAACAAUUGAAGGAAAAGGCCGAUAUUGGUAUCUAUUCAGGAGAUGCAAUUGCAUCGUUUACAGACGUUCUAUUCCUAACACCUCGUGGCCGUUUUGAUAUGGACUUUUAUGAAAAUUCUUUGAGAUUAAGAGGUAAAACCUAUGAUCACAAGAUACAUUAUUCUCAUAUCGAAAGAAUCUUUUCAUUGCCAAAACCUGAUGACAUUCACCAUUUGAUGGUUAUCCAAGUCAACCCACCACUCAGACAAGGUCAAACUCCAUACCCAUUCUUGGUUUUACAAAUUGUUAAUGAUGAAGAGCUGGAGUUAGAGAUUAACCUUCCAGAUGAUGAAUUUAAAGAGAAGUACGAGAAUCGUUUGAAGAAGAAAUACGAUCAACAGACACAUCUGGUGUUGAGUCAUGUUCUUAGAGGCUUGACUGAGCGUCGUAUUCAAAUUCCUGGAUCAUUCUCUUCCAAUCUGGGCCAGGCAGGUUUGCCAUGUUCGUUAAAGGUUAACGAAGGUUACCUCUAUCUUUUAGAGAAAUGUUUCCUCUUUGUUCCAAAACCAACGGUGUACAUCCCUUACUUAGAUGUUGAGCAAGUAAUCAUAUCAAGAGUUGGUGACCUACACGUCCACAGAACAUUUGAUCUCGAGGUUCGUCUACGCUCUGGUUCCUCUCACAAAUUCUCCAAUAUCUCCAAGGAUGAGGCAUCUGGUGUCUCCUCUUUCCUCAAGCAGAAAAAUGUACGUGUUAAGAAUGAAGAAGAAGAACAGAACAACCGUAUUAAAGCUGCUCUGGCUGAAGAAUCAGACUCUGAUGCGAAUAUGGGUAGUGCUGACGAAGACGAGUCCCCAGAUGAGGAUUUCAACGCUGGUAGUAGUGACGACGACGAUGAUGACCUGGCUGAAGAAUACGAUUCAGAUGCUCCAAUGAGUGACGAGGAUAGCGAUGGUCCACCUGCAAAGAAAGCAAAAGUCUAA